UUCACAGGAUGUGGCUUAGGAUGUCUUGAACCAUCUGAUGUACUGCAUGCAGUUUGGUUGGUUGAGUGAUCUUCAAAGUGAAUCUGAGUUUCUAAUGUAUCGACAAAAUGAGUGGCUUAGGAGACAGCUCCCUGGAUCCACUGAUCGCAGAGUCAAGGAAACGUAAACCCUCUUGUGAUACACCCGGAGUAAAUGUCAUGUGCAGUGGUGAAAAGCGCAGACGAGAGCAAGAGAGUAAAUAUAUUGAGGAGCUGGCUGAGCUGAUAUCUGCUAAUCUGAGUGACAUAGAUGACUUCAAUGUGAAACCAGACAAAUGUGCCAUCCUUAGGGAAACUGUAAAGCAGAUUCGUCAGAUAAAAGAACAAGGUAAGACGACUUCAAGUGAUGAUGAUGUUCAGAAGGCUGAUGUCUCUUCUACAGGUCAUGGAGUUAUUGACAAGGAUUCAUUGGGGCCUCUUUUAUUGCAGGCUUUGGAUGGUUUUCUCUUUGUGGUGAAUCGAGAUGGCACUGUUGUGUUUGUGUCUGAGAAUGUUGUUCAGUUUCUCCAGUAUAAACAGGAAGAAUUGGUCAACACUAGCAUCUACAACAUUCUACAUGAAGAAGACCGCGAGGAGUUUCUUAAAAACCUACCAAAGUCUGCCAUUGGUGCAAAAGUUAAUGGGAUUGCAUGGACUCCUGAAGGACCUCGCCACAAGAGUCGCACAUUUACUUGCCGCAUGCUAGUGAAGGUGCUUCAUGAUCCACUGCAACUUGCAUCAGGGAACACUGAUACACGGCUAAAAUAUGAAACCAUGCAGUGCUUUGCAUUGUCACAGCCAAGAGCUAUUUUGGAAGAUGGGGAAGACUUGCAAUCCUGCAUGAUUUGUGUAGCAAGACGUGUCACAGCGGUUGAGAGGGCUUUUCAUCCUGCAACAGAGAGCUUCAUCACAAGUCAUGAUCUUACAGGAAAACUUAUCAAGAUUCAUACAAAUUCAUUGCGUUCUUCAAUGAGGCCUAAUUUUGAGGACCUUGUUAGGCGUUGCCUCCAGAGAUUUACUUGUUACAAUGAAGGACCACAGUGGACAUUCAAGCAUCACUAUCAUGAGGCACUGACACAGGGCAUUGCUGAAAGUCCUAUAUAUCAUUUUUCCUUGGCUGAUGGUACCCAAGUUACAGCCCAAACAAAGAGCAAAGUGUUUCGGAACCCUGAGACGAAAGAACCACAAGGAUUUAUGUCGACCCAUUUUUUGCAAAGGGAUCAGAAUGGAUUUCGCCCAUACCAGAAUCCUAUGGGAUGCAACAUGAGAGUACCUUUACAUGCAAAUUCCACUUCAGCUGCAGCCAUGAACAUGCUUCCAGGACAGAAAAUGGCACCAGUACAGAUCAGGAACUAUAUGGGUGAUCCUCUUCGAAUGUCUCCAAUAACUGCUAAUAAGUAUAUUGCAACAGGUUCAAUGGGUCCAACAAGUCAUGGAGGCAUGGCAGUGAUGCCAGCGGCAGCCUAUCAGAAUUCCUAUGGACUUCCCAUGAAUAGCCCGCCCCAUGGCAGUCCUGGUUUAAACUCCAGUCAGCAGAAUUUAAUGGUUUCUCCCAGGCAACGAGGGAGUCCAAAGAUGACACCGGCACAGUUCUCUCCUGUUUCAGGUUUGCACUCACCGGUGAGUUCCUCUGCUGGAGGCAGCAGUUUCUCUAGCAGUUCACUGAAUGCACUGCAGGCCAUCAGUGCUGGGGUGGGUACUUCUCUUCUUUCAUCCUUGUCUUCACCUGGUCACAAAAUGGAGAACUCCACAAACUUGAACCUGCCUCAGCAAUGCAAAGGCUGUAACCAGGAAUGUAAAAGUCCUGGAUUUUUUGCUGACCACAAUCAAGUGGAUAGUUCUGGAUGUCCUCCUGUAACUAGAGAGAUGGCUUUUGAUUACAAGGAAAGCAAAGAAAAUGUAGAAGGAACAGACCAUCCCAGAGGAGUCCCUGACAGCAAAGAACAUAAAAAAUUGCUUCAGCUUUUGACGUCACCCCCAGAUGAUAGAGGACAUACUUUGGCAAAUUCAUCCUUGGAUUCCACUUCUAAAGACUCUCCUACAAGUGUUUCAAGCCCUGUAGGGGUCUCCUCAACAUCUGCACCAGGAGGAGGGGUUUCAUCUACAUCAAACGUGCAUGGCUCUUCCACCUCCCUGCAAGAAAAACACAAAAUUCUGCACAAACUGUUACAGAAUGGAAACUCUCCUGCAGAGGUAGCCAAGAUUACUGCAGAAGCUACAGGCAAGAAUACUUUCCCUGAAGCAAGUAUGGUAUCGAGUGGGGAUCUCUCAGUCCGACAGGAACAAAUGGGCACUAAGAAGAAAGACAACAGUGGAUUGCUUCGUUACUUGCUGGACAAGGAUGAUUCAAAGGACUCCUCUUUGAAGGACAUUAAACCCAAAAUUGAAGGCAUGGAUGUUAAAAUGAGCCAGUGCAGUAGCUUGCCAACUUCAACAGCAAAUGUUGAAAAGGAAGAGCUGCAGAUAAAGGCAGAACCAUUAGAAGAGGUUUGAAAACCCUACAUACUGUUCAGGGCCAGCGACCUACUUUUGUUCGAGCUGCUUCAUUAGACAGUCAGACUGGUGUGGGGUCUGGCCCUCUUGUUCGGAACAGCACUGCGCAGUUCUAUAUAUUGCCAAAGGAAGAAGUGACUGGAAAUCCAAGAAUGACUGGCAUUGUCAGCCAGGAACAGUUUGUAGCUAAUAUGGGUGUCCAGAAGAGGAAUAAUCCUGUUCCUCAAAGGCAGGCUUCUGCACCAGCAGACUGGGGCUUGCCCCAUUCUAAUACCAAUGGUAUGGAAAAAACAGAUCCUAUGACAUUGGUUCGGCAGGGGUCGGACUACAGCCUACCUGUUUCCAGAACAUUGACCAGCAGCACUCUUCCUGGAAUGCCUGUCAGAUCUAACAGUGUACCAGGGCCUAUGGAAAUGACUAUGGGUGUCAGAGGAAAUCCUUAUGGACAGCAGGGACCUUCUGGCCAACCCCCACCAUGGCCUGACAGUGUGUUGGCAGUAGAUCAGGUGCCUCAAGGAAAUAUAACCAGGCAGCCUUACAGAAACCCACUAGAUGAGCUUCUGUGCCCACCUGCCACCAUGGAAGGACAGAGCGAUGAACAAGCACUUUUAGAUCAGUUACAUUCACUUCUCAGCAAUACUGAUCCCACUGGUUUGGAAGAGAUUGACAGAGUUCUUGGAAUACCUGAUCUUGUCAGUCAGGUAAUAACAAAUAUAAUGAAUAGUGAUUAGAAAGAAAAAUCAGCCUGUCUCUUCACAGUGCAUCUUAA
Molecule: messenger RNA, 3279 nt
Organism: Protopterus annectens (West African lungfish)
Lineage: Eukaryota; Metazoa; Chordata; Ceratodontiformes; Protopteridae
Gene: NCOA3
Product: nuclear receptor coactivator 3
Biological process (GO): cellular response to hormone stimulus; positive regulation of transcription by RNA polymerase II
Cellular component (GO): nucleus
Molecular function (GO): protein dimerization activity; nuclear receptor binding
Source: RefSeq, a predicted model, not a curated record